AUGCGUGAGUGCAUCUCCAUCCACGUUGGCCAGGCUGGUGUCCAAAUUGGCAAUGCCUGCUGGGAGCUCUACUGUCUGGAGCACGGUAUCCAGCCUGAUGGCCAGAUGCCAAGUGACAAGACCAUUGGGGGAGGAGAUGACUCCUUCAACACCUUCUUCAGUGAGAUUGGUGCUGGCAAGCAUGUGCCCAGGGCGGUGUUUGUAGACCUGGAACCCACAGUUAUUGAUGAAGUUCGCACUGGCACCUACCGCCAGCUUUUCCACCCUGAGCAGCUCAUCACAGGCAAGGAAGAUGCUGCCAAUAAUUAUGCCCGUGGGCACUACACCAUCGGCAAAGAGAUCAUUGACCUCGUCUUGGACCGAAUAAGAAAACUGGCUGGCCAGUGCACAGGUCUCCAGGGCUUCUUCGUUUUCCACAGCUUUGAUUUGUUUUCCCUGCGGAUCAAAUUCCCCGGAUACUACCUCGGCCGUGUGCUUCCUGCCGCGUGGACUCAGCGGCCGCGGGUGGGAGUGCGCGGUGGGCGCGCGGUGGAGCUGGUGGUCGGAAGGCGAGGGGACAGGACCCGUAAGUCCACCUCACCACCUCGCCCUUCGAGCACCCCUUCGGGAGAGUCAUUUAUAAAGAAACAUAUCCGAAGUUCUGACCGCAGGGACAGCAGUGGCGUCCUUUUCUCCAGUGGACAACUCAAGCAGACCAGCCAGGAGAAAAUGCGCCUUAAAAAUCAAUUAGGGGGCUGCGGACUGAUGGAAUAUGGCUCACUGCGGUGCAGACAUUCUUGUGAAGGAUUGGAUGAGUUUUUCUCUUGGGCUCUUCUCGACCCGGGACGCAGCUCGCAGGUGGGAAUCGGGGAGACGCGCGGGGCUUGGCGGGGCCGCAGCUGCGCUGACUCGGUGCCCGCGCCGGUCGCGGCGGGUGCGUGUCUUACGGUCACAGGAGGCUUGUUCUGGGGUAGCUGGAGGCGAUGGAGAUGGCGCCACCCUCCAGGCACCGCCGCUCAGCUCACUCAGUCCCUAACUAACGCUUCCUCGGCGCGGGUGGCCUACUCUGCGACCACUUCCUCCCUAAAACCGACCAAAAGAAUGAAUUCGACCCAACGCCGUGCCACAGCCUCCCUGGGCCCUCCCCAGGCCGAAGCUCCGCCUCGAAGACGCGAACUCACACCCCCACACCACCGACACCCACACUCUUCCUCGAGUCGUCGUCUCACCGAGGGGGACCUUGGGCAGGCUCGGCUAGCUGCCCGAGCCUCCCCCUGUGUGCCCCGAGCGGCCCCCAGGAGUCAUGUGCCUCUUCCUGGGUUCAAGUUCUGGGGGCGCCGCUCCCCAGACCACCUCCUGGCGGGGCCCUGCGGCUCUGCAGUUGCUUCUCCAGGACUCGCUGGCGUGGGGCGGCAAACUCUUGCAGUUCAUUCGGGAGCGCUCACCUACACCGGGGAAUCUCAUCCGGAGUCAGCUCCUCCUCAAAUGCGAGCCUUAAAUCCGGGGAAAGUCUUCCAAACGCACCGGGAGCUGCCGGGUGUAGUUAAAAAGUCGUCUAGGGUUUCAGCUGUUUGGCGGAGCUGCCGCCGCCUCCAGGCCACCAGCCCCAGGCAGGCAAGCACCGCGGUGACCGCGCGCCACCGGCAAAGUUUACGCCUCUCCUCCACUGGCUCCCCUCAACCUCCUCUACCUGCUCCCUAG
Elephantulus edwardii (Cape elephant shrew) is the source of this 1680-nucleotide messenger RNA. RefSeq lists its product as uncharacterized. The transcript has 5 exons. Bases 1 to 1680 code for a protein of 559 amino acids. Gene Ontology annotation, cellular component: microtubule; cytoplasm. The record is from RefSeq and is a predicted model, not a curated record. Gene Ontology annotation, molecular function: GTP binding; structural constituent of cytoskeleton. Gene Ontology annotation, biological process: mitotic cell cycle; microtubule cytoskeleton organization. Lineage: Eukaryota; Metazoa; Chordata; Mammalia; Macroscelidea; Macroscelididae.